AUGGUUCCAAAAAAGGAAUCGUCAAAAAGUGAAGAGAGUGGAGCAAUUCCUGAAGGAGACUACGAAAAGGGCAAAAAGUUGUUCAAAUCGCGUUGUGCCCAAUGUCAUGUGAUUGAUUCGACGCAGACAAUGACGGGUCCAACCCUUAAUGGAGUGAUUGGACGAAAGAGUGGAUCGGUGACCGGCUUCGAUUACUCGCCAGCAAACAAGAACAAGGGUGUGACGUGGGACCGUCAGACGUUGUUCGAUUAUCUCUUGGAUCCAAAGAAAUACAUUCCGGGCACAAAAAUGAUCUUUGCUGGAUUGAGGAAAGCCAAUGAACGCGCUGAUCUCAUCAAGUACAUUGAGACGGAGAGCGUCAAGAAGCCAGUG
This is a messenger RNA of Mesorhabditis belari, 372 nucleotides long. The record is from the annotation of a GenBank genome assembly. NCBI's taxonomy places the organism in Eukaryota, Metazoa, Nematoda, Chromadorea, Rhabditida, Rhabditidae.